Cryptomeria japonica (Japanese cedar) is the source of this 4173-nucleotide messenger RNA. RefSeq lists its product as uncharacterized. The transcript has 13 exons. Bases 46 to 2760 code for a protein of 904 amino acids. Lineage: Eukaryota; Viridiplantae; Streptophyta; Pinopsida; Cupressales; Cupressaceae. Gene Ontology annotation, molecular function: protein binding. The record is from RefSeq and is a predicted model, not a curated record.
GAAAAGAGAUAAGCUUAAACCGAGCAAGAGCUCUGUGCGUUGCUAAUGGCCUCUGCCUUCAACACAAUUCCAGGGUUUUCUUCAUUGAAACCAAUAUCCGCACCUUGUACCAAAAAAACAUGCUAUUAUUUCCACACGAGAAAGAAAAGUUAUCUGUGUGGCAGAAUCGCCAGGGCCUCAUCUGAAGCUACUACAAUAAACGAACCCGAUAAUGGUGUUGCUCGAGCAAAUGCUGUUUUUAAAAGGCAGAAACCAGGGUUCACAAGCAAUUUUGAGGCUAAGUUUAGAUUUAAUUUAAUGGAGGAAUUAAUGCAAUGUGCCAGAAGAGGAGAUGUGAAAGGCGCAACGGAUGUAAUGAAUGACAUGAUUUCAGCUGGACUUACGCCUGGUCCUCAUUCUUUCCAUGGUCUAAUUGUUGCACACGUCUUCGCUGCUGACGAAUAUGGAGUGGUGCAAUUAUUGCGAAAAGAAGUAAGUUUAGGUAUUCGUCCUCUAGAAGAGACAUUUGUUGCAGUGGUUCGACUCUUUGGGUCAAAGGGUCAUGAUUUGAGAGGACAACAAAUCCUUGCUUCUAUGGAAAACUUCAAGUUUGAUAUUCGUCGAACCUGGCUUGUUCUUGUUGAGGAGCUAUUUAGAGCCGGUUAUCUACAGAAGGCAAAUGAUGUGUUUUUGAAGGGUGCAGAAGGAGGAUUAAGAGGCACUGAUAGACUCUAUGAUCUCUUGAUUGUAGAAAAUUGUAAAGCUAUGGAUCAUGCUAAUGCCUUGAUGAUUGUACAGAAUAUGGAGGCUUAUGGAAGAAUGCCGACAACUUUUCAUUUUAAUUGCCUACUUAGUGUACAGGCAACAUCAGGAUUCCCAGAAAUAGCUGCAAAUACGUUCGAGAAAAUGGAGUGUGGUGAAGAUUUUAUGAAGCCUGACACGGAGACAUACAAUUGGGUUAUUGAAGCGCACCUGAGAGCAAAUUCUGGUGAUAGGUGUGAAGAAAUCGUUAAUUUGGUUGGAGCUAUGGUUGAAGAUCAUAGACGUGUGCAGCCGAAUGUGAAGACUUAUGCGUUGCUGGUAGAAUGCUUCACAAAAUAUUGCAUUAUAAAUGAAGCAUUAAGACAUUUUCGUGGACUCAAGUGUUAUCAAGGAGCAAUGAAAGUUCUUCACAAUGAUGGGAAGCAUGGAGACGCACUUUCCUUGUAUCUUCGGGCACUAUGUCUUGAAGGAAGAGCCGUUGAACUACUCGAAGCUUUGGAAGCAAUGGCUAGUGAUGAUCAAUCCAUUGCACCAAGAGCCAUGAUUGUAGAUAGAAAAGGCCGUACUUUGGUAAGCUCUUGGAUUGAACCUCUCCAAGAAGCAGCUGAAUUAGGCUUUGAAGUGGACCACGUAGCCAGGUAUAUUGAAGAGGGGGGUUUAACAGGUGAGAGAAAGAGGUGGGUACCUCGUGGACGUCCUCUUGAUCCUGAUUGUGAAGGGUUUUUCUACUCACAUCCAGUUGAAAUAUCAUAUAAACAGCGUUGCAUUGAGAAUUCAAAAACAUACAAUAAAAGGCUCCUGACAAAGCUGUUGAGUGAAGGAGAAGGUUCCCUAGGAGCAGAUGUGACAAAAAAGGAUAUUCAUAGAUUGGCGGAGAAGAUAAAGAUGGAUGUAGUUGGUAAUAGUCCACUUAUUGUACAAAGGCCUAAAGCUGCCAGCAAAAUGUUGGUAUCUGAGUUAAAAGAGGAACUGGAGGGUCAAGGUGAGCCUACAGAUGGAAACAGGCAAGAGCUUUAUCAGAGAGUGCAGAAAAAGAGGAGGAUAAACAGAGCAAAAGGCAUACCUCUUUGGGUUCCACCAGCUAAGAAUGAGGAAAAUGAGGUGGAUGAUGAACUUCAAGAGUUAGUUUCCCAACUACAGGCAAGCUAUGCAAAGGAGGACAAUGAAUAUUGGAGGAAUCGUUUUAGGUACUUUACAGGUGAAAUUGUCGAGGAUGGAAAGCAAGUUGAAAAAGAAGCUGCAAGUCCUGUGCUUUCAGAAGAUAAUGGCAAGGAGGCUACAGAAUCAAAAGUUGGAACAGACAAUGUAGAUGAGAAUGUGAGUGACAAGGAUGGAGAUGAGGAUAAAGGUGACAAAGAUGAAGAUGAGGAAGAAGCCGUAGCUGGUUUUGAAGAGGAUCUAAGCAAGCAACCACUUAAGCUGAUUAGUCAAAAACUAGCCAGUGAUGGAGAAAACCAACAAGUAGAAUCCGAAACAGAGUCUCCAGAAGAGACUGAAGAGAUAUGGGAAGAUCCAGAUGAACCAUGGUAUCUCAAAGCAACGAUAGAGGAAAUAUGCAAAUAUCUUAAGUACCAAAUGAGGUUCGAUGCCUCAGAGAUGUAUACUAUUGAAGAUGCUUGGGGAUGGACAUGGGAAAAGGAACAUAGAACUAAAGUUCCAGAGACAUGGACACAGGAAAAAGAAGUGAAGAUUGCGAUGGAAAUAAUGGAGAAGGUCAUUGAAGUAGGUGGUACUCCCACUAUUGGAGAUUGUGCUAUGGUAUUGCGAGCAGCCAUAAGAGUUCCACUUCCUUCGGCUAUGGUGUCAAUCUUACGAAGAGCACAUAGCCUUGGAUAUAUUUUUGGCAGUCCACUAUAUGAUGAAGUGAUUACUCUCUGUAUGGAUAUUUGCGAACGGGAUGCUGCAAUUGCCAUUGUUACAGAUCUUGAAGAAGCUGGUAUCACUGUUCCAAAUGAAACUCUAGACAGAGUCCUUCAGGAAUCUAAUCCGGAAGGGGAUGAUCCCACUGCCGAUUCAUAAACAUGUUAUAAUUGUUCAGGUUGGCCAAUCUAGUUGCACAGUUGGAUCUUACUUGUAAGAAGGAAAAAGGCCUUCUCACGAAUAGUAGCCUCCCAAUGAUUCUAAACAGACAUACUUACCUUAUCUGCCUGGUUCUCUACCUUGAAAGAUGCAGAAAAUUUUGUGGAAAAAGAGAUUGAUCUUCAUUAAAUGGUUAUUUUUUCAUCUUUGCUUGGGAGGAUCUCUCCAUCUAUCUCACUAUCCCAAGCAGAUGGAUGCAUUUUGCAGAGCUGUUUGCGAACAGAAUGUCCUCUCAAGUUUGAUUCCUUUGAAACAUUACCUGACUUACAAGCAUAGGUCAUCAUAAGUUGACAGUAGAUCUUGAGAUUGUAAAGCACAACAGAGGUUGAAGUUCAAUUCUCGAUGUAUCAUGAACGAAGAUUAAAACACAGUCCUUGGUUUGGAGCCUAUUUAGAUGGUAGCCAUGAUGAUUUUUCAACCUUAGAGGCUGGGUCUGUCCAUAACUUCCCAAGUGCUCAUAAGUUUGAGCAUGUAGUGUAAAGAUGGGAAAAGCUCUAUUAUAGACUGGACAUACCAGAGACGCAUUAACUGUCAUAAAUGAUGAUCAAUCAUGGCAUUAAUCAAAGUUUAUAUGUACUUAUGUUUCUUUUCCUGUUCCAGAGCAACUGAUGUUAAAAAGGGAGAUGUUAUUAGUGUAAGAGAGAUUAAGCUAGCCUAAAUUUGUACUUUGCCAUCAUGGUAGCCAGAUAUAUUAGUGGACAAGAAGAACUCAUCUGAUAUGGGUUAAAAAUACUCGUCUUGAAUUUACAGUAUCCCUGUCAAUCUGUAUAAGGAAAAGUCUCUUCUAAUAAGAAGAUUUUUUGUUUUAAUUCACAUAUCAUGAAGGUUAUUAUGUUCAGAAUUCCGUUACUCUACAGAUUGAGGUACUUAUAGCUCCCGCUUGUGUACUAUGGCAAUAAGGAUUGAUCAGUAAAUGAUUUAAUUAGUUCUUCAUCAAGAGAGUGAAAUUCCUAUAAAGAAUACAUAUUUGUAUUUUCAGGUGUCUGAAGUGCACGAGUGAAGUACAUAGUCAAGAAGAAUGGCCCACGUGAGCACCUAAAACGAAAGGAAGAACCAAGAAAUAUGAGCACAAAUGUUGAAGUAUAGAAGGGAGUCAAAGUAUGCCGCCACUAAUGACACAAAAAAGCAAACAUGCAUUGGGGUAUUUAGGUUCAAGAUAAAAAAAAGUCAUGCUUGAACCUCAGAAGUGAAGCUUGUGAAAUCAAUAUCAAUUUCUCACUAGAGAAUAUAUUUUAGAGAAUGAUUUGAUUGAUAGAGCUUUCUGAAGUACUUGUAGCACUGAUUUUGGCAAUUUUGUCUAUAUGAAGCUUUAUUUUAAAUUUAAAUUAUAUUAAUUAUAAACUCUUUUAAGUA